This is a messenger RNA of Labrus mixtus (cuckoo wrasse), 1397 nucleotides long. Its product is annotated as mucin-13-like. The transcript is spliced from 11 exons. The coding region runs from base 92 to 1246 and encodes 384 amino acids. The record is from RefSeq and is a predicted model, not a curated record. Gene Ontology annotation, biological process: cell-cell junction assembly. Lineage: Eukaryota; Metazoa; Chordata; Actinopteri; Labriformes; Labridae.
AGGUUUUAACGCGAGUGGUGAGCCAUCCACUCACAGUCCUGAUUGGCUUUUUUCCCCCUGUGUUUACAUUUAAUCCUUAAAUUUUAUUCUAAUGGCUCCAAACUUCAAACUCUUCUCACUCAUUUGGCUAGUUGCAGCCUGUCUUGCACCUCAAGCAGCAACAGCCGCUGAUGGUCCACCAGUCCCAACACCUCAAGCAACAACAGAAGCAAAUGGUACACUAGUCCCAACAUCGCAAGAAACAACGGCAGAUCCAGGUGGUUCAUCGGCAACAACUCAAGAAACAACGGCAGGUCCAGGUGGUUCAUCGGCAACACCUCAAGUAACACCAGAUCGUCCAUCCACAAAACCACCAUUAACACCAGCUCCAACAAAACCACUUCCAGGCCCAUGUGAGUCAAACCCAUGCGGCGGUGGUAGCACCUGUGUACCUCAUUUCAAUCAAAUGUUUGAAUGCCUGUGUUUGCCUGGUAGGGUCUACAAUAAAGACAGCAGCACUUGUGAGAGUGCCAAGGUUUUCCCUGGACAACUGACCCUGACAAACCAGUACAAUUCAAACCAUGCAGACCCCACAUCAGAAGACUUUCUGAAUGUGUCUAAAGGCGUUGUUACAGAGCUGGACGAUGUUUUUAAGUCAACUACUGGCUACUCUAAAUCUAUAGUGCUGAAACUGAAGUCCACUAGUAGUGUCAGAGUGUGGUUCAGGGCGACGUCAGGUAUCUUGGCUGAAGUAGAGAACAUCUUUGAGCCAGCAGCUGUCAUUGAUACUAAAACAAUUACAGAAACAUUGAAAAAGGCGAUUAAAGACUCAUCUAAAGACUCUAUCCUGAAUGGGGCAGCUUUUAAAGAGGAUGACCUGUGUACUUCAAAACCUUGUGAUGUGGAAACCACUGAUUGCACUGGCAAGGAUGGAUCUUUUGACUGUUCAUGUAAGGACGACUACAUUAAGACGAGCUACAGCGACAGAGUAUGCGUUGCUUGUCCCAGUGGGCAAAAAGCUGGGCCCAGUGGUUGUGUCGCUUGUACAUUUGGUUAUUCUGGCUUAAACUGCAAUGAAUCAUGGCAACUUGCGCUGGUAGUCGUGUCUGUUGUUGUAGGACUGCUGCUCAUCUCAGCCAUUGUUAUGGUUGUAUUGGCACGCAGGUACGUUUUCCAUCUACUCAUUAAACAAUUUGUCAUUACUUUUUCAUCUCUGUCAUGUUUUUGUCAUAUUCUCUCUUCUUCAUGCAAGUCAUUAACCUUUUAACACCUAUGCCUUCCUGAACCGCAGAAUGAGCAUGAGAUGCAGGACCAACAUGUAGAUGACUCCUAGCAGCAGCCGGCAAAACCUGGUCCCUAAUGGGAGGAACCCGCGGCUCUAUGAUGACCCUGACGACAUAAACCCAUACACACAGGCU